AUGCUUCCCGGUCUAUGGCGACGACAACUUGGCGUGCUGCGAUGUCACGCCCAGCAACUCGACACAAGCAUUCCAUUAGCAUAUACCCGAUGUCUUUCCUCAAUUUUACCAAAUAUUGACGCUGACGCUGAGUUUGCAUUAGGCGUUAAGUUUCUACUGGGUAAAGCCAAAGACGCUGGUGAAGUUGGCAGCCCCACGUCGGUAAACGGUGCUAUCCUGCAUUGGACAAACGCUGCGGAGAAAGGACAUGUACGUGCUCAGGGUGCUCUAGGAAGUCUGUACCUCAAAGGCCACGCUGGUAUACCACGAAAUGUAAAGCUAGCUAUGCAAUUGUUGCAAAAAGCAGCCGACGCCGGUCACGAUGGCAGCUGUCACGAGAUUGGAAAGCUUUUUUAUCAUGGUCAUGACAACAUUCCGCGUGAUUUAAAACGAGCGUUGCAAUACUGGACUUUAGCAGCAGAAAAUGGUCAUAUGGCGGCUAGCUACGACCUAGGCUAUAUGUACGCACAAGGGCUACAUGUGACGCAGGACGAUAAAAAAGCUGUGCAGCUUUACCGUCAGGCCGCAAUCCAAGAUAUGCCUGAGGCUAAUUGGAUGCUGGGAAAAGCUUAUUUAAUUGGCCGCGGCGUUGAACAAAGUGCUGAAAAGGCAGUCAAAUAUUUCCGUCGUGCGGCAGAAGCUGGCAACGCGAACGCGCAGUUUGAUCUGGGCGCUUGUUAUAUGCUUGGACGUGGUGUUGAGCAAGAUCAUACGAAAGCGGCGCAAUACUUUUUUCUGGCUGCUGAAAGUAGCGUUCCUCAGGCACAAUUGUGUCUGGCUCAAUUAUUUGAGAAUGGAAACGGAGUUCAGGCCGACCAUACCAAGGCCGUAGAGUAUUAUCAGUUGGCGGCGAAGGGUGGACUACAGGAAGCAAAACAGGCACUUGAUCGUCUUGGCAACAAGCUCAGUAAAGACUGA
Plasmopara halstedii is the source of this 957-nucleotide messenger RNA. RefSeq names its product Extracellular protein SEL-1 and related proteins. The transcript has a single exon. Gene Ontology annotation, cellular component: endoplasmic reticulum membrane. The record is from RefSeq and is a predicted model, not a curated record. NCBI's taxonomy places the organism in Eukaryota, Oomycota, Peronosporomycetes, Peronosporales, Peronosporaceae. Bases 1 to 957 code for a protein of 318 amino acids. Gene Ontology annotation, molecular function: protein binding. Gene Ontology annotation, biological process: ERAD pathway.